Lemur catta (Ring-tailed lemur) is the source of this 610-nucleotide messenger RNA. It is a transcript of the gene TMA7, whose product is annotated as translation machinery associated 7 homolog. Lineage: Eukaryota; Metazoa; Chordata; Mammalia; Primates; Lemuridae. Bases 91 to 285 code for a protein of 64 amino acids. The transcript is spliced from 4 exons. The record is from RefSeq and is a predicted model, not a curated record.
AUCAGCGGGUUCGCAUCGCGGUAUAGGAGUAGGGGGUGGGCGAGGAGCUCCUUUUCCGGUGGCAGGGUCUGGGGAAGGGGCGGCGGCGCCAUGUCCGGCCGCGAAGGUGGCAAGAAAAAGCCCCUGAAACAGCCCAAGAAGCAGGCCAAGGAGAUGGACGAGGAAGAUAAGGCGUUCAAGCAGAAACAAAAAGAGGAGCAGAAGAAACUCGAGGAGCUAAAAGCGAAGGCCGCGGGGAAGGGCCCCCUAGCUACAGGUGGAAUUAAGAAAUCUGGCAAAAAGUAAGCUGUUCCAUGUGCCUGAGGCAAUGAUGACCCUUGAUUCCUAUUUAAACAUCUGUAUUCCCUGCCAUAACAUCUUUUGCCACCUAUAGCUAAAAUGAAGUGUUGUCUUGGAGCCUAUUGUACAUUUAAGAAUAAACUUUUGUUUAAAAAAAAAAAAAAUCAUACAGUGGCUCAUCAUCUCUUAAGCUGUUUUUACUCAGCCAUUCCUACCUUAGCUGUGAACUAAAGUAAAACCAGCCCAGAAUCCUGCCAGAGUCUGCUCUUUGGUCUUUGUUCCGCCCUAAAUUCUGUUAUCACCUGGAAUUAAACCAACUCAUUUGAAAGGC